This is a messenger RNA of Lampris incognitus (smalleye Pacific opah), 3234 nucleotides long. RefSeq names its product recombination activating 1 (gene rag1). The record is from RefSeq and is a predicted model, not a curated record. Gene Ontology annotation, cellular component: nucleus; DNA recombinase complex; endodeoxyribonuclease complex. Gene Ontology annotation, molecular function: ubiquitin protein ligase activity; metal ion binding; double-stranded DNA endonuclease activity. The transcript has 3 exons. NCBI's taxonomy places the organism in Eukaryota, Metazoa, Chordata, Actinopteri, Lampriformes, Lampridae. Gene Ontology annotation, biological process: pre-B cell allelic exclusion; adaptive immune response; V(D)J recombination. The coding region runs from base 1 to 3234 and encodes 1077 amino acids.
AUGGCAGAGGCGAGUCUGGAGACAGAGGGCCCAAGAUCCUCCAUGCCAGCUGAGCUGUACCACUGUCACUCAGAGUUCUCCAACUGGAAGUUUAAACUGUUUAGAGUGAAGUCAAUGGAAAAGGCACCCCUUCCCAGCCAGAUAGAAACCCAAAAAGGUGCCUCAUCACAGAUCCUGUUUUCUUCAGCUCCACGGUCAACAGUGAAUGAUGAUGGUGUGGGUCCCUCAGGGAGUGUGAUGAAGCUGUGUUUAGGAGGAAAGAGCAAGGAACAUGUGGAAGGUCCAGGCAAGAGAGUGGAUCUCAAGCUAAAGGAGAUGGACAUCCACAUGAACCACCUCCGGUAUCUGUGCCGGCUUUGUGGUGUGGCUCUAAGGAAAGUCAAAGGCCCAGAGCAUGAUGUGCAGGGCCAUCUGGAUGAGACAAGCAGGAACACCUUACGCAGGAUGGGCUGCAAAUUCACCAGCUGGCCAGAGGUCAUUCUCAAGGUGUUCAAAGUGGAUGUGACAGGGGACACAGAAGCUGUCCACCCUCUGUCCUUUUGUCAUCGAUGUUGGAUGGUUGCCAUGCGAGGAGGAGGCUUCUGCAGCUUCUCGAAAACUAGAGUCCCUGAGUGGAGACCCCACUCCUCCCUGUGCCUCCUUUGUUCUCCCAAGAAGCCCUCACUCAAAUGGAGUGUGAGAAAUAGAAAAAGACCUCUUUGUAGAGUCCAACGGCAGGUCAAGAGGUUCAAGGGGGACUACUAUGAUAACACUGGCACUUGUGAGAAGAAAACUCUGAAACCAGUAUCAGGCCAUCACCCAGGUCAUGUGGUCAGAAGCUGGGUGAAACCCAGCAUCCAGAAGAAACAAUGGGCGAAGAGUUUCAUCCACUGUCAGAAAGACCAUCUCAGCACCAGCCUGAUCUCUGAGGAGCUCCCUGAAGACUUCUUCCGCUCUGUCACCUGCCCGGUGUGUGACCAUCUGCUAUCUGACCCAGUUCAAUCUCCUUGCAGACACCUCUUCUGCCGUAGUUGUAUUAUGAUAUAUAGCCAUACUCUUGGACUCCACUGCCCGGCUUGUAACCUGCCCUUUGCCACUGCUGACCUCAGUUCCCCUGCUAAUGCUUUUUUGGCAGCUCUGCACUCUGUCCCUCUGCUCUGCUCAAGAAGUGGCUGUGGGAAACAGGUAAGACUAGACACGUACAAGGCUCACUGUCUGUCCCACCAACUCGAGGAAGAAGAUGAAAACCAGAGGUCACCAAAUGAGACCAUUGACAAUUACCUGCCAAUCAAUAAAGGAGGGAGACCUCGCCAGCACUUGCUAUCCCUCACUCGCCGUGCCCAGAAACAUCGACUGAAGGACCUCAAGAACCAGGUUAAAAUGUUUGCAGACAAAGAGGAAGGUGGUGACAUAAAGUCUGUGUGCCUGACUUUAUUCCUUCUUGCUUUGAGAUCUGGGAAUGAGCACCAGCAGGCAGAUGAGCUGGAAGUCAUAAUGCAAGGAAGAGGCUAUGGGUUACAUCCUGCUGUGUGCCUGGCCAUUCGCGUCAACACCUUUCUCAGCUGCAGCCAGUACCACAAGAUGUACCGAACUGUUAAAGCAACCAGUGGUCGCCAAAUCUUCCAGCCCCUGCACACUCUCCGAGCUGUGGAAAAGGAGCUCCUCCCUGGCUAUCACCCAUUUGAGUGGCAGCCUGCCCUCAAGAAUGUGUCUGCAUCGUGCCAAGUGGGCAUAAUCAACGGGCUAUCUGGGUGGGUUGCUUCUGUUGAUGACUCUCCGGCUGAUACAAUCACUCGCCGGUUUCGUUAUGACGUGGCCCUGGUAUCGGCCCUCAAAGAUCUGGAAGAGGACAUUAUUGAGGGACUGAGCAAGUGUGGUCUUGAAGACAGUGCUUGCACCUCAGGCUUCAGUGUUAUGAUCAAGGAGUCUUGCGAUGGCAUGGGUGAUGUCAGCGAGAAGCACGGUGGAGGCCCUCCUGUCCCAGAAAAAGCUGUGCGCUUUUCUUUCACCAUUAUGUCCAUCUCUAUAUUGGCUGAUGGAGAGCAGGAAGAGGUAACUAUCUUCAGGGAGCCAAAGCCAAAUUCUGAACUGUCCUGUAAACCUCUUUGCCUGAUGUUUGUAGACGAGUCUGACCACGAAACCCUCACGGCUGUCCUAGGGCCUGUGAUUGCGGAACGAAACGCCAUGAAGCAGAGCCAACUCAUCCUAUCUAUGGGCGGGCUACCUCAUUCUUUCUGCUUCCACUUUAGAGGCACAGGCUAUGAUGAGAAGAUGGUGCGUGAGAUGGAGGGCCUCGAGGCCUCAGGUUCCACUUAUAUCUGCACCCUGUGCGAUUCCACUAGGGCGGACGCCUCUCACAACAUGGUACUCCAUUCUAUCACACGCAGCCACAGUGAGAACCUGGAGCGCUACGAGAUAUGGAGGACAAAUCCCUUCUCUGAGUCUGCUGAGGAGCUGCGAGACCGGGUCAAAGGAGUCUCUGCCAAGCCCUUUAUGGAAACCCAGCCUACUCUAGAUGCAUUACACUGUGACAUCAGCAAUGCCACAGAGUUCUACAAAAUCUUCCAGGAUGAGAUUGGAGAAGUGUUCCAAAGGCCCAAGCCUACCCGGGAGGAAAGGCGAGGAUGGAGGGCAGCCUUGGAUAAGCAGCUUAGGAGGAAGAUGAAGCUUAAGCCUGUGAUGAGGAUGAAUGGAAACUAUGCCAGAAGGCUGAUGACCAAGGAGGCUGUGGACGUGGUAUGUGAGUUAGUGCCCACAGAGGAGAGGAGGGAGGCCCUGAGGGAGCUUAUGGAGCUAUACCUGCAGAUGAAACCUGUAUGGCGUGCUACCUGCCCCACCAAUGAAUGCCCUGACCAGCUAUGCCAGUACAGCUUCAACUCUCAGCGCUUUGCUGAUCUCCUUUCCACUGCCUUUAAAUAUAGAUAUAAUGGAAAGAUUACCAAUUACCUGCACAAGACACUGGCCCAUGUCCCUGAAAUUAUAGAGAGAGAUGGCUCCAUCGGAGCCUGGGCCAGUGAAGGGAAUGAGUCAGCAAACAAACUGUUUCGCCGUUUUCGUAAAAUGAAUGCUCGUCAGUCCAAGGCCUUUGAACUGGAAGAUGUGUUGAAACACCACUGGCUCUACACCUCAAAAUACUUGCAGAAAUUUAUGAAUGCUCACAAGGACUCUGCAAAAGCAUUGCAAGCUACCAUUGACCCAUUGGUAAUCCAGGAUCAGGACAAUGAAAACGUAUCUCUUGAUGCCCCUGAUCUGUGA